AUGGCGGACGGAAUAACGUCACACAACACCGAGCUCAACAAUCCUCACGUCCGUCAUGGGAACCGGUUGAUGGCGAUGCACAUGAGCUGGGGACACGACACGGUCUUCCUCACCGACCGCUGGCCUGGCAACGACCCUGCCAUGUUCUCGUUGGCCAUCAUCUUCGUCUUCUGCCUUGCUUUCCUCAUCAUGUUCCUCCUUCGCUUUGAGUACACCAAGCCGGGUACGACCAAAGUCGGGGCAUGCCUUUUCAAGACCGAGCUUUACACGGUGCGUUUGGUGGUGAGCUACAUGGUGAUGCUUGCGGUUGUGUCGUACAAUGGCGGCAUAUUCUUGGCCGCAGUCAGCGGGCACGCGGUGGGUUUCUUGAUUUUCCGGAGCCGGCUGUUCGGUAAGUGGGACCACGAGUGA
Eucalyptus grandis is the source of this 411-nucleotide messenger RNA. RefSeq names its product copper transporter 4-like. The transcript has a single exon. Gene Ontology annotation, molecular function: copper ion transmembrane transporter activity. Lineage: Eukaryota; Viridiplantae; Streptophyta; Magnoliopsida; Myrtales; Myrtaceae. The coding region runs from base 1 to 411 and encodes 136 amino acids. Gene Ontology annotation, cellular component: plasma membrane. The record is from RefSeq and is a predicted model, not a curated record. Gene Ontology annotation, biological process: copper ion transmembrane transport; intracellular copper ion homeostasis.